AUGAUGUGCGGCGGAACCGCGUGGGUCUUCUAUUCGUCCGGCCUCAACGACAUGCUGCAAUACACCGGCCUGGCCCACGUGGGGGAGCUUCUUUCGACCAGGGACCACGGCAGUCUGUGCAGCGUGUCGGCUGGCCGAGGCAGCAAGCUUGAGGCCACGAUGAAGGAGUUCGAGUACCGUGCCGCUUGGGUGUACUUGGCGCUGUGGGUGCUGGGCUUGUGCCUCACGCUGGCGCACGCCGCGAGGCAGAAGUGGGUGGCCGCGGAGUUUUACCGCAAGCACGAGUGCUUGGCGGAGUUUGCCCUCAACAUCGAGGGGUUCCCGCCGGAGGCCACGGACGAGGCCGCCGUUCGCAGGUUCCUUCGGGAGGCGUUUGGCCACAACGGGGUGGAGGUCUCAAUCUGCUACAACUACCGCGACCGCAAGGACAGGGUCCACGAGCUGCUGGAGAAGCUGAUCGUGGCCGCGGACGUGCGUGCCAAGACCUACGACCGGGCCUUGUGCGGCCUGACAGAGCUUGGGCUCACUGAGGACGAGAAGGCGGAGGUGCGCAGCUGGCUGCCGCACAGCGGCGGCGGCGGGAGCGCUGGAAGCGCGCCAGCUGGCAGCGAUUCUUGCGGGUCCAGCAGCUCGCCGAGGCGCGAACGCGCGGACAGGCCGCUGAUACCAGGCGGCCGCCGCCGCGUGGGCGGCCAGCCGCCGCCAGGCGGAGCGACGGGCGGCGCCUUCCGGCUCCAGAACGCUGGCACCGUCUUCGCAGUCCUCCCACACAACUACGACCUGCAGACCGUCCGCAGGAAGUUCGACAACGCCCCGGCGUACAUGCCGAGGAGAAGCACGCAGAGAACCAGCGUGCCGACGCUGCCCCACCAGGCGACGCCGGAGUGGCUGGCCGUGCAGCCUCUCAGGUGGGUGGGUCAGAACGGCGAGAUGUACAACCUCUCCAUAAGAGACGUGGUAUGUGAACCCACUGAUGUCGGCUGGGAACACCUCGGCAUGAAGGAGUCGUCCUUCCGCUGGCGGGUGUUCUUCGGCGGCGUGGUCAUACUGCUCAGCUUUGCCCUGAUGGCAGCCUUGCUUUUCUACCCGCUGGCGCUGUACGCCAUCUCGUUCGCCGACCAGGCGGGGAGCCUCCCGACUGGCAUCAUCCACACCCUGCUGGGGCUGCUGAUCAUGACCGGCAACUGGCUCAUGUGCCUCCUGCACAUACAAGUCAGCGGCCGCAUGGGGCACUCCCGCAGGGACCGGGAGGCGCUUGUGAUAUUCAAGGUCUUCGCCUUGCUUUGCCUGUCCAGCUUCUUGUUCAAUGUCACCAUGACGAUCUGGCCCUCCAGCCAGAGCGGGUCGUACCGGUUCCUGUUUCAUCGGGCGAGCUACGUCGAGUCCAUGCAGGACAUCUCCUUCCAGGUGGCGGCCUCCGGGCACCUGUUCCACGUGCUCGUGCCCGGAGGCCUCUUCUUCGGCUACCUGAUAUUCCCGCUGCAAGGCUUCGUAUGGCCUUUCGUGUCUGUGCUCACCUUCCGUAGGUGGUGGCACAGGCUCAACUUUGUGCCAGACCUCACCGCGCGGAAGGCAGAGAAGGAGCUGGAGCCGCUCGGCUACAGCGCCGGGCACGACUACAUGGGCAACGUCGUGCAGCCGGUAUCGUGCAGCAUUAUUCUGUUCUUCGCGUCGGGCUACGUGUGGCAGCUUUGGGCGUGCCUUGCGGGAUGGUCGAUCUUCAUGAUGAUCUUCUCUCGCUACCUGCAUUUGCGUGCCGUUCGCAGGUGCUACUUCACCACGAGCCGAGUCGACACCGAGGCCCUCGUGUGGUUUGCGGCGCCCCUCUCGCUGGUGCUCGCGUCGAGCGGCUUCUGGGCG
This is a messenger RNA of Prorocentrum cordatum, 1860 nucleotides long. The record is from the annotation of a GenBank genome assembly. NCBI's taxonomy places the organism in Eukaryota, Dinophyceae, Prorocentrales, Prorocentraceae.